Linderina pennispora is the source of this 1113-nucleotide messenger RNA. RefSeq lists its product as uncharacterized. Lineage: Eukaryota; Fungi; Kickxellomycota; Kickxellomycetes; Kickxellales; Kickxellaceae. Gene Ontology annotation, molecular function: RNA binding. The record is from RefSeq and is a predicted model, not a curated record. The coding region runs from base 63 to 1058 and encodes 331 amino acids. Gene Ontology annotation, biological process: regulation of DNA-templated transcription; DNA alkylation repair. Gene Ontology annotation, cellular component: nucleus. The transcript is spliced from 2 exons.
GUUAUUGUCUCUGGUUUUCCAUCUCUACAACAUACGUUAGGCAUCUACAAAUUAACAGUAUCAUGAUAUACAACGUCGGCACCCGGCGGUACCGUGUUUCAACCCCACUUGAUGCGUCUAGUCCGUCCUCAACCGAAAGGUUUUGCGCCAAAAAUUCUUUCCAAGGCAGCCAAACCACCAAAACACAUCGCAUAACCAUCACUAUUGCCCGCGCACUGCACAAGUACCUAAUUGGCAGGCAGGGUUCUACCCUUAGUUCAAUUCGGGAGGCAUCGCACUGCAAAGUCACUGUACCACGCGAGAACUCGAAAAGUGACACUGUCGAGCUGGAGGGCAGCGAGGGAGAGAUCCAGAAAGCCCGGGAUCUUAUUGACAAGGUGGUCAAGGAAAACUUGCAAAAGGUGCCAUAUACUCACUUUUUGUCGUUGCCGAUUAGUGACUUGGAUGUGCAGCGUAAGAUCAGUGAGUUCCAGCGCGAUAUACACGGCGAGUAUUUCAAGUCUCUAAGUGAUACCAGCUUCAAUGCACCUGCAUCAAUGCAUGUGACUAUCGGUAUGCUGCGUCUUUUGACAACAUCCGAGAUCAAAGGUGCAGUCAAGCUGCUGAAGUCUCUGCACCAAGAGGUGUACGAUUUGCUGGGCACGCGGUCGCUGGUGGUCAAGGUUGGCAAUCCUGCGGCGAUGGAAGCUAAUCCGAGCAAAGCGCGUAUUAUUUACCUGAAUCUCGAGGAUUUCGAAGACGCACAGCGGCUUGAGAAAGUGUGUGGACUCGUGCGAAGCCGGUUUACGGAUGCAGGACUAAUUGAUGAGGUCCGGCCGUUAAAGAUCCAUGCGACGAUAAUGCGGGCGGCGCAAGACAGCCCCACGACAGCUGAUGAGCCCAGCCAGGCAGCGGAUGACCGGCGUCGAGAUGUCCGCGUAAAUGCAGUGCCGAUGCUUCGCAGGUAUGGAGAGUUGUCAUUUGGAGCGUGCAAGCUUGGGCAGAUACAGAUUGCAAAGCGGUUCCACUUCACGGACACCGGGGCAUACGACAGCGAAGGCGCGAUUCUGCUUCCAUGAAUCCUGUUGUUUUGGUGGGAAAUAAAGGAAAUCAACCGGGUUCACUGUAUUUGGG